Molecule: messenger RNA, 444 nt
Organism: Brugia pahangi
Lineage: Eukaryota; Metazoa; Nematoda; Chromadorea; Rhabditida; Onchocercidae
Source: the annotation of a GenBank genome assembly
AUGGAUAAACAAAUCCUUAUCGUUGGAUUAACUUGUAUUGAUAUCAUCAAUUAUGCCGAAAGCUUUCCAAUUGAGGACAGUGAUUCUCGAGUAUUAGAACAGAUUUGGUCAGCUGGAGGCAAUGCUACAAAUAAUGUCAUCGUUUUAAAUCAGCUCAAUUCUCAUUCGAUACUAUUUUCAGCAAUUCCAAUCAAUUGCUCUAUUAUUACUUCAUUAUUAACCAAAGUUGGUAUUUCAUCGAAACAUUGUGUCCAUCGUUUGAAUGCUGAUUUGCCGACAUCAACAGUUAUUGUUAAUGAAAGGACCGGCUCCAGAACAAUUCUACAUUACAGGGGACAGUUGCAAGAACCGAAUUGCGACGAAUUUCAACUUGCUUUUCCAGAUAUUAGCAUUUUUCUUGGAUACAUUUUGAAGGAAGAAAUUUUGAAAAUCUUAUCACAAUGA